This is a messenger RNA of Mastomys coucha (southern multimammate mouse), 1852 nucleotides long. RefSeq names its product ATPase H+ transporting V1 subunit B1 (gene Atp6v1b1). Bases 1 to 1563 code for a protein of 520 amino acids. The record is from RefSeq and is a predicted model, not a curated record. The transcript has 14 exons. Gene Ontology annotation, cellular component: proton-transporting V-type ATPase, V1 domain. NCBI's taxonomy places the organism in Eukaryota, Metazoa, Chordata, Mammalia, Rodentia, Muridae. Gene Ontology annotation, molecular function: ATP binding; proton-transporting ATPase activity, rotational mechanism. Gene Ontology annotation, biological process: ATP metabolic process; proton transmembrane transport.
AUGGCCACAGCAGUAGAUGGCAGGCCCUCGGGAUCCACUAGCAAUAGCUGUGACCCAGGCACAGCCUGGGAGCAUGUGCAGGCUGUGACCCGAAACUACAUCACCCACCCCCGAGUCAGUGAGUACUCAUGUCCAACUGCAUACAGGACGGUGUGCAGCGUCAAUGGACCUCUGGUGGUGCUGGACCAGGUCAAGUUUGCCCAGUAUGCCGAGAUUGUCAACUUUACCCUCCCUGAUGGUACUCAGAGGAGCGGCCAAGUGCUCGAAGUGGCUGGGACCAAGGCCAUUGUUCAGGUAUUUGAGGGGACCUCCGGGAUUGAUUCCCAGAAGACCACAUGCGAAUUCACAGGGGACAUCCUGCGGACUCCUGUGUCGGAGGACAUGCUGGGUCGGAUUUUCAAUGGCUCUGGCAAACCCAUUGACAAAGGACCUGCUGUCAUGGCAGAGGACUUUUUGGACAUCAAUGGCCAGCCAAUCAAUCCCCAUGACCGAAUCUACCCUGAGGAGAUGAUCCAGACUGGAAUCUCCCCCAUCGAUGUCAUGAACAGCAUUGCCCGUGGUCAGAAGAUUCCCAUCUUCUCGGCAGCUGGGCUCCCCCACAAUGAGAUUGCAGCCCAGAUCUGCCGCCAAGCCGGGCUGGUAAAGAAAUCCAAGGCUGUGCUGGAUUAUCAUGAAGACAAUUUCGCCAUUGUCUUUGCAGCCAUGGGGGUGAACAUGGAGACAGCCAGGUUCUUCAAGUCAGAUUUCGAGCAGAAUGGAACCAUGGGAAACGUCUGUCUCUUCUUGAAUUUGGCCAAUGACCCUACGAUUGAGCGGAUCAUCACCCCACGUCUGGCACUGACCACAGCUGAGUUCCUUGCCUACCAGUGUGAGAAGCACGUGCUGGUCAUACUGACCGACAUGAGCUCCUACGCAGAGGCUUUGCGGGAGGUCUCAGCGGCUCGAGAAGAAGUGCCAGGACGCCGAGGCUUCCCUGGCUAUAUGUACACAGACUUGGCCACCAUCUAUGAGCGAGCUGGCCGUGUGGAGGGCCGGGGUGGUUCCAUCACCCAGAUCCCCAUUCUCACCAUGCCUAAUGACGAUAUCACCCACCCCAUCCCAGACUUGACUGGCUUCAUCACAGAGGGACAGAUUUAUGUGGACAGACAGCUACACAACCGGCAGGUCUACCCACCCAUCAAUGUGCUCCCUUCCCUCUCACGACUGAUGAAGUCGGCCAUAGGCGAGGGCAUGACCAGAAAGGAUCACGGAGAUGUCUCCAACCAGCUGUAUGCCUGCUACGCCAUCGGGAAGGAUGUGCAGGCCAUGAAAGCGGUGGUGGGGGAGGAGGCGCUCACCUCCGAGGACCUGCUCUACCUGGAGUUCCUGCAGAAGUUUGAGAAGAAUUUCAUCAACCAAGGCCCCUACGAGAACCGCACGGUGUUCGAGUCGCUGGACCUGGGCUGGAAACUACUGCGCAUCUUUCCGAAAGAGAUGCUGAAGCGCAUUCCUCAGAGCGUGACGGAUGAGUUCUACUCUCGCCAGGGGGCGCAGCAGGACCCCGCAUCCGAAACUGCGCUCUAAAGCCACCCCCACCCCCAGCUGCAGCCUUCGCUUGUGGCUUGAACCACGUCUUAUGCCCUACAUUGACAGGGGUGUCUUUUAGUGUAGGUGGGUGGGUGGGCUUUUUUGCUUUAGGGGCUUGCUGAGAAUGGACGCAAAGGAGGGAGUUCGGUAUCCAGAAUAUUAAGCAGGCAUUCUUACUACUGAACUCCACUGUAGAACUCCAUUUUUAUUUUAGAAGCCCCGCCUCCAAUGAUGUAACUGAAAUGUAAAAAAAACAAAACAAAACAAAACAAAAACAAAAACAGUA